Molecule: messenger RNA, 1413 nt
Organism: Magnolia sinica
Lineage: Eukaryota; Viridiplantae; Streptophyta; Magnoliopsida; Magnoliales; Magnoliaceae
Exons: 9
Coding region: 435-1160 (241 amino acids)
Biological process (GO): retrograde vesicle-mediated transport, Golgi to endoplasmic reticulum
Cellular component (GO): SNARE complex; endoplasmic reticulum
Molecular function (GO): SNAP receptor activity
Source: RefSeq, a predicted model, not a curated record
GCAAUCCGCGUCCAUCUCUGCCUGGGGUAACUAGCAAUCUGCUACCCCUUUCAGCACUCUCUCAAAGAAAGGAGGCUGGGAAAGGAGUCAGAAACCCUAGCUUCUUCCUGCAAGAAACCCUCCUUCUCUUGAAAUUGCCAGAUUCUCCUUCUCCAAACCCACGUUCGUCUCUCUCUGCGCCGUCCUUCUGGUGGGCCGCACCCUCGAUCGGUCACAAUUCAAUAGAUCACCUUUCCCCCUCUUCCGUACUUUUUGAAAAAUUUGAACGUUGGCCUGUAAGUCAUUUACAGGGAAGUGACUUCUCGUCCCCAGCCCAAUGAAGUUCUCUGGCAGUGGAUUUCUUCCCCCAAACACCACCUAAAUGUUUAGUCGAUCCGUUCAUCUGGUUGGCCGUAUCGUGGAUGGCCCGCGAUAGAAGAACUAUGUAAAUAGUCAUGGGAUUAAGUAAGAUUGAAGUGAACUUAAGGAGGUUGCUCGCCGCUGCACCUCAGCAACAAAAUCAGGCAAAACUCAUACAUUAUGUUGCUACUUUACGGGAACAACUAGAACAAUUGGGAGCAGAAACAACCUUAGAGGGCUUACCGAGGAUUUCUAAAGCGAAGGCGAAUGAGUAUUCGGAGAAGAUUGAAGCUCUAGCAGCCAAAUUAGCUGCUCAGUCGCCUUCUGUGCCAGGAUCCUUGGAGUCAGUCGAUGAAAUCCAAAUUGAGCAAAGCCCUACCAGAACUGAGGAAGGUGGAGCUCUUCUGUCCCCCUCUCGAGGAUUGCGAAGGAGACUUGGAACUCCUAACAAAGCUGGAGAAAGAAUUCAUGAGAUCGUGGAGAGUGAUCCUUCAAAGCCCAUUAAAUUGGAUGCUGCCGCACAAGCACACAUUGAAAAGCACAGGAAGCUUCAAGAGGAUUUCACAGAUGAAAUGGUUGGGUUAGCACAGCAACUGAAAGAGAGUAGCCUCAUGAUGAACCGAUCAUUGCAAGACACUGAGAAGAUACUCGAUUCAACCGAGAUGGCUGUGGAACAUAGCUUGGCGAGCACUGGGCAUGCAAACACGAGGGCCAUGGAGAUUUAUUCUGAGAGUUUCAAGACCACUUGCUUCACAUGGCUCAUAAUCUUCAUCAUGACUUGCAUAUUCGUUAUGGUUGUUCUUCUCAUCCGUGUGACUUGAUGGGGCCUCCAAUCCCAUGCCAUAAGACCAUUUCCCAUUUCUCUGAAGCUCCGUGAAAUAGGUACUGUUUAGUCUUGUUUUCUCAAAGCUAUUCAUGUUAUGUAAAUUUUAUAAUGCAUGCAUGUUUGCGGUGGAGUGAAAAAUGUGUCCCACCAUUUUCGACCCAUGCAUUCAUUUUCUGAUCUAUUUUUCAUGUACAAACAUUGUGUUAAAUAUUGAUCGAGAUGUAUGGAUCCAUGGAUCUCUGUGUCUA